GGGGGCAAGUGGCAUGUAGAGAGUGUGCAUGUGAGAGUCACUGAGCACCAGCAUCCACUCUCCCCUGCAGCUGCACACAGUCUCUCUCCACUCCACCUGAUGAGAGACGGAGGGAAUCGCAGAACAGAGAGGUUAAGGAAAGUACAAAAUACAGCUUUUCUUUCUGCACUGCUUUUCCCCCCAAAACACAGCAACAACAGGCAGGAAGAAAGAUGCUGUGAGACACAUAAGUGAAGCUUAUGAAUCUUAGCUUUGGCUCCAGUCAGAGUUGUUUCUUAUCAACUAGAUCAGCAGCCUGCCCAACCUGCGCAGCCUGCUGAGGGGAAGAGGGGAUGCUGAACAACAUGACGGACUGUGAAGAGGGAGAAGGAGGACCCAACAGCCAGGGUGAUGGAAACCCCAAAGAGAGCAGUCCUUUCAUCAACAGCAAUGCAGCCACUGAUGUGGAGAAAAGCCAGCAGUAUGACAACAAGAGCAUGGCUCUAUUUGAGGAGGAGAUGGACACCAGUCCCAUGGUUUCUUCUCUACUCAGCACACUGGCCAACUACUCCAACCUGCCGACCGGCAGUAAAGAGCACGAGGAGGCUGAGAACAAUGAGGAGGGGGCACGUCCAUCUAAAAAACCAGUGAAGGCACCUCAACUGGGCACUCUGAUGGGAGUGUACUUGCCGUGUAUCCAAAAUAUUUUUGGGGUGAUCCUCUUCCUGCGGAUGACUUGGAUGGUCGGGAUCGGAGGCGUCUUUGGCUCCUUUAUUAUUGUCUUCAUGUGUUGCUCCACGACCAUGCUCACAGCCAUCUCCAUGAGUGCCAUUGCAACAAAUGGAGUCGUACCAGCUGGGGGUUCGUAUUACAUGAUCUCCCGGUCCCUGGGGCCAGAGUUCGGCGGAGCAGUGGGGAUUUGCUUCUAUCUGGGAACAACUUUUGCUGGUGCCAUGUACAUUCUUGGCUGUAUUGAAAUUCUGCUGAUUUACAUUGUCCCUCAGGCAGCCAUCUUCAAGCUGGAGGGCCUGGAGGGGCCGGAGGCCGAGGCCGCUCUGCUCAACAACAUGCGAGUGUACGGCACCAUUGUGCUGAGCCUUAUGGCGCUGGUGGUGUUUGUCGGAGUCAAGUAUGUGAAUAAGCUGGCGCUGGUUUUCCUGGCUUGUGUCAUCCUUUCUAUCCUGGCUGUUUAUGGUGGAGUCAUCAAGACGGCCAUUGACCCCCCGGUCUUUCCUGUCUGUCUACUUGGAAAUCGAACUCUGGUAUCGAAAGGAUAUGACAUCUGUGCGAAGUUUAUCGAAAUAGACAACGAAACCAUCACCACCAAGCUGUGGAGGACCUUCUGCGAUUCUGAUUCCCUCAAUGCCACCUGUGAUGAAUUCUUCACCAACAACAAUGUCACAGAAAUACAGGGCAUCCCGGGGGUUACUAGUGGCAUCCUGGCAGAGAACUUGUUCGGUUACUAUCUGGAAAAAGGAACGAUCUUGGAGAAACGUGGACUUGUGUCUAUAGCGGAUCCUGACAGCCCCAUGACCAGCUCAAACCGUUAUGUCCUGGCUGACAUCAACAGCUUCUUCACGCUGCUGGUGGGAAUAUACUUUCCCUCUGUCACAGGGAUCAUGGCUGGCUCCAACCGCUCCGGUGACCUGCGUGAUGCCCAGAAGUCCAUUCCCAUCGGCACCAUAGCAGCCAUCACUACCACAUCCAUUGUGUACAUGUCGUGCGUGGUGCUGUUUGGUGCCUGUAUAGAGGGAGUAGUACUACGAGACAAGUUCGGUGAAGGCGUCAAUGGUAACCUGGUGAUUGGCACACUGGCCUGGCCAUCUCCCUGGGUCAUUGUGUUUGGCUCCUUCUUCUCCACCACCGGAGCAGGACUUCAGAGUCUGACAGGAGCUCCACGGCUGCUUCAGGCCAUUGCAAGAGACGGCAUCAUCCCCUUUCUUAGAGUUUUUGGGCAUGGCAAAGCCAAUGGAGAGCCUACCUGGGCACUUCUGCUCACAGCGGCCAUCUGUGAGAUCGGCAUUAUCAUCGCCUCCCUGGAUGCAGUCGCCCCGAUACUCUCCAUGUUUUUCUUGAUGUGCUACAUGUUCGUCAACCUGGCCUGCGCCCUGCAGACUCUGCUGAGGACACCAAACUGGAGACCGCGCUUUAAGUUCUACCACUGGGCUCUGUCUUUCCUGGGUAUGAGCCUGUGCCUGUCGCUUAUGUUCAUUUGUUCCUGGUACUAUGCUAUAGUUGCCAUGGGGAUUGCCACCUGCAUCUACAAGUAUAUUGAGUUCUGUGGAGCUGAGAAGGAGUGGGGUGAUGGCAUACGUGGCAUUUCGCUCAGCGCAGCCCGAUAUGCUCUGAUGAGGCUGGAGGAGGGGCCACCACACACUAAGAACUGGAGGCCUCAGAUCCUGGUUCUGGUGAACGUGGAUGCUGCGCAAAAUGUUGAGCAGCCCCGUCUGCUCUCUCUGACCAAUCAGCUGAAAGCAGGCAAAGGUCUAACAAUAGUGGGUACCGCUGUCCAAGGAACCUUCCUUAACAAUUAUACUGAAGCCCAGAGAGCAGAUCAGUCUUUGCGCAAGUUGAUGGAAAUGGAGAAGGUGAAGGGCUUCUCUCAGGUGGUUAUCUCCUCUAACCUGAGAGAUGGGACCUCUCACCUGAUCCAGGUCGGAGGACUCGGAGGCCUGAAGCACAACACUGUUAUGGUCAACUUUCCCUGUAACUGGAAGCAGCCAGAGUGCUACCAACAGUUUAGGAACUUCAUCGAGGUGGUUCGAGAGACAACUAUAGCCAGCUUUGCCUUACUGGUUCCCAAAAACAUUGCCAGUUAUCCAUCCAACGGAGAGCGCUUCACCGAGGGUUACAUAGAUGUGUGGUGGAUUGUUCACGACGGAGGCAUGCUGAUGCUUCUGCCCUUCCUGCUGCGCCAGCAUAAGGUGUGGAGGAAGUGCAAGAUGCGCAUUUUCACUGUGGCUCAAAUGGAUGACAACAGCAUUCAGAUGAAGAAGGACCUCCUCACCUUCCUCUAUCACCUGCGCAUUGAUGCCGCUGUGGAAGUGGUGGAGAUGGUUGACAACGACAUCUCGGCUUACACAUACGAGAAGACCCUGAUAAUGGAACAACGGUCGCAGAUCCUCAAACAGAUGCAUCUGACUAAGAAUGAGAUGGAGAGAGAGAUUCAAAGCAUUACAGAUUCAUCCCGUGGCUCCAUCCGGCGUAAAAAACAGCCUGGCCUGCGACCUCAGCACAGCAUAGAAGAGGGAGCGACUGUGCUGGAAACACCAGAAGAUGAGGUGCAGCUGAUCCACAGUAAGAGUACAUCCACACUCACCAGCCCAACAAGCCCCACCUCACCCGCCGCCCCCCCGACAGGGACAGACGGCAAGGGUGCUGACAAGGGGAAGACCCUUUCACCAACGACACCAGAGGCGGGCAAAGACUUCUUCAACAUGAAGCCGGAGUGGGAGAACUUGAACCAGAUUGACGUGAGGCGCAUGAAUACAGCGAUGCGACUUAAUGAGGUCAUCACAAAGAAGUCCAAGGAGGCAAAGCUUGUCCUGCUCAACAUGCCCGGACCCCCAAAGAAUCGAAUGGGUGAAGAAAACUACAUGGAGUUCCUUGAGGUGCUCACUGAAGGUCUCAAUCGGGUCCUCCUGGUGCGUGGAGGAGGACGAGAAGUCAUCACCAUUUACUCCUGAGAGGCUUCCUGUAAGAAUUCUGGCUUUGUCUACCUCCCUGUUAUUCCAGGAAACCCCUCUCACCUGACAAAAUGCGCUGCACUCACUGUUUUCGGAUGACUUUGACUCACGUAGACUCUGCCAUGUGUGUUACCUUUAAACCUGAGCAGUUUUAGGGUUAAAAAAAAAAAUGCAACAAAUGUAAUCGUAGACUAUGCAAGUUUUGAAACAUUUCUCUUCCUCCUCUCCGCUGUUGAAUCAACUCACUGCGUUCAACUUUCCCCUUAUCCUGCUCAUCUUUUACAGGAGAAAGUUUCUUUUGUUUUCAUUUUUACUUAUUUUAUAUUUUCCCAUUUUGAUGUUAUUUAUAUAUUUAUUCAUCUAAGUCUGUCCGUCUGUCUGUUUUUGUUUGUCAUAGUAUGGUUGUAUGUAACAUCAAUCGUAGAGUGGUCUGUUUUAAAUAAUCUGGUGUGUUUCAAGGGAACUUUCUGUAUUUAUGACACAUUCAAACUCAUGAGUUGGGAAAAUAUAACAGCAAAGGCAGACUACUGUUUGUGGGGAUAUCAGCAGAUAUCCUUCAGAUCCAAUUGGAUUUAGUGCCCUAAAUGGAAAAAUUCAACCUGAGUGUGUCAUUCCUGGCUUGUCCAGAAAACAACAGGCAAUGGGCCGAUUUUCAGCUUCCGAACUGAAAAUGUCAAGUAAGUUUUCUGUUAACUUGUUUAACCUGUUGUUUUCUGAGCAUCGCUUGCAGACACAUUGGCAAAUAUUGAGAUUUAAAGAAUAUGAUUACAUAUAAUUGAUGGCAUAGUGGGAACCCAAACUUGAUUGUGUAAUGUUGGAUUAUGUGGUUUGAAUGAUUAUGAUGUAACACAAAACAUUUAUGCUCAAUGUUCGUCAGGUAUUUCAAUUCAACUAAAUUAUUGAAUAUAACAUUUCUGUAAAUAAAUGUGAAUCUUGGUAUUUUGUAUCUGGUGUGACUCCAUCUUCAGAAAUAACUGCAACUAAACGUUUUGAGGAACUUGAUCAGGGUAGAUCCAUUCUCAGACGUAGCGAAUCAUUCUAAACCAUGAUAGCGCCACCGCCGUUUUAACAAAUAGUAUAAUGUUUUAAUGCUGGAGUCAAGUUCUUUCUUCCUUACCUCAAAGAGAAUCACAUCAUUUCCAUAUUUACUGUUGCUGUCCAGCAUUUCCCUAAUGGGAGCCUUUCUCACAUUGACCCAGAAAGAGGUCUUUAGUUGUUCAAAAGUUACUUUUACAUCACUAUAUCUGAUCUUCGUGGUAGAGUGAUCUUUUUUGUUCACUAUUCCUGUUUAAAUUGACAGCAGUUUUGAAAUUAUCCCAUUGUUUUUUAACCUUUCCAACUCUGAUUAGCAUUAACAGUGAAAGUCCUCAGAAAUCCCUCUUUUCCAUGUCAUGAGUCACUAACACAAACAUAUUAUGAAAUCAGACUUUGAUUGAUUUGUGUUCUCUAAAUAAACAAGGUGCUUACUCGCAGCUGAAUGUUAAAUUAACUACUAGUCCUUGAGGUUCCCAAAUUUUUGAGCUUUGUGAAAAUCUGAUGGUAUUUUAAGAUGUAUUGUGGGUAAAAAUAUGAGAGCAUUAGCACUGUUACAUUUGUGUACUUGUGUCAUUUUUGAAUCAAACAUGGCGUAGACCUGUAUUACCUUCAGGCACACUUGGUCAUCAAAGUAACCCAGCUCUGUUAACUGAAAGAUGAGAUUUAAAUAUGUUUUGGUCCAAUACAUGCAGACUUUAAUCACACGGAGAGUGUUUCUAGUGUAUAUAUUUAUGAUUUUAGUUGAUAUGACUUCUUCUUUCCUAUGGUCCCUUAGCUCUGUAAAGUCUUUAAGAAAUUCUAAGUCACUUCUACGUAUUCUAAUUUCCUUUAAUUCAUUGUUCAGCUAUUGUUUUUGACACUGCAGUAUAUAGUAUGCCACCCCCGCCCGUCAUCAUAGAUGAACCUUCUUAUUGGUAAAAUCUGCACAGAGGCCUCAGUGUUUACCUCACGUGUAACACUAACAAACAUUAUUUGUGUCUGAUGUUGGUGUCGUUUUGCAGGAUGCUUGUCUUCACAUAUGUAGUCAUUGUUUUGAACCUCCCUCUGUAUGUAUGCUACAUUACAUUUGUGUGUCAGACGUCUCUGAGGACAGUGUGCCGCAUGUUGAAGACGUGAUGCAGAGUGAGCAGGUUCAUCUGUAAAAAGCGUAGAGACGACAUGUGAGUGUACACAACUGUUUUAUAGUCCUGUAAAAGACCAAGAUUUGUGAUGUCUAAAAAUGUUACACAGACCUUAUUACAUGAUAUACUAUACCUUUUACAUUUAUGUAAAAAUCAUGACUGGAAGAUACAAAUGUAUAUGUCUGUACAAAAUGCAAUAAAUUUCAAUCAUUUUAAUACAACAGAAGAUGUUGUCAUA
Cololabis saira (Pacific saury) is the source of this 6059-nucleotide messenger RNA. It is a transcript of the gene slc12a5b, whose product is annotated as solute carrier family 12 member 5b. The transcript has 26 exons. The coding region runs from base 333 to 3665 and encodes 1110 amino acids. NCBI's taxonomy places the organism in Eukaryota, Metazoa, Chordata, Actinopteri, Beloniformes, Belonidae. Gene Ontology annotation, cellular component: membrane. Gene Ontology annotation, biological process: chloride ion homeostasis; cell volume homeostasis; chemical synaptic transmission. Gene Ontology annotation, molecular function: potassium:chloride symporter activity. The record is from RefSeq and is a predicted model, not a curated record.